This is a messenger RNA of Penicillium arizonense, 456 nucleotides long. RefSeq lists its product as uncharacterized. The record is from RefSeq and is a predicted model, not a curated record. The coding region runs from base 1 to 456 and encodes 151 amino acids. NCBI's taxonomy places the organism in Eukaryota, Fungi, Ascomycota, Eurotiomycetes, Eurotiales, Aspergillaceae. The transcript is spliced from 2 exons.
AUGACCUCCGCUAGCGACUCUGUCUCUUCGCAUUCUAAUUCCAUGGCCUCGCGCGAGCAAAGAAUUGAACCCCAGGCUGAGACUGACACUGCCGUCCAACAAUCCGAGCAUGAUAUUUCUGCAGGCAUGAAACAUCAGGCUAGCUCCAUAACUGCUGGGAAUCCAAUUUCACAGUUUGGAAACUCAGCGAGUGUUGUCGUUUCCGAAAAUAUUUCAACUAUGAAGGAGGUAAUGAUGGAUGAUGCCCUCCCUUGCGCACAAGAGGCCUUGCAAACCGUGGGUGAGCAGAUUCAGGCUCUCACGAACGGAAAGAAGGGCAGGGAGGAGUCGACAUCGGAAGAGCUUUCCUUGACAUCCGAGGAGCAGGAACGCAUCGACACCAUGGACAACGAGCGGGUCUGUGACUUCCUACGAGAGACACACAUGAGUACUACGCGACCACGAAAGACAAACUAG